UGUUGAAAUUGUACUCUGACCUAUAAAUAAGGUAAGAAGUGAAGCCCUAACGGCACACCGUAACCUUGCAGGAUUUAACCAGAAGGAAUUAAUAGAAGGUUGCUUCUGCUGGUGGUGCUCCAAUCCUGGCCCUGUAAAGUAUUUCAAAUGGCGAGCGUCAGCAAUUUCGAAGCGAGCGUGAAGGAAUUUUGCAAUUUGGGAAAAAAGUACGUCCGAGGAUGGAAACACCAGGUGGACGUCGUCAUACCAAGAAUGCAGACGGCCAAAGCCACCUGCAGAAACUACAGGGUAGUGAGAAGAUUCAGUGAAAAAGCCUUCACGAUCAAGUUUCCGACGACGAUCAACUCGCUGGAGAAUAAAAUUGUACGGCUUAUCGAACAGGACUUGGUAGCGAUACACAGGAGCUUGGAAGUGUUCAACGAACUCAACAAGGGCCUGCAGAGAUGCUGCGAGAUAAUCGAAAGAUGUUCGCUUGAAAACUGCCCAUCAAAAAUGCUCAAAGGUUUUUUCCCUUUUCUCUUGAUGUACACUGAAGAUGUCAUGCGGACAUCCAACGCACACUGCUUACAACUACAAUGCGCUUUAAGCAAAAUAAAUUACCUAAACGAAGAAUCAUUUUAUGAAUUAGAAGGAACUAUGGCCAAAGCGGAUAAAUUAGUCACAACAAUGGAAGACAUACUGCGAGUAGCAGAAGGAUUUAUAGACCAAUCAUGAUAAUGUACUUUACCUAAAAUGACUAAAAUUUGUACAAGUACGAA
Molecule: messenger RNA, 758 nt
Organism: Cimex lectularius (bed bug)
Lineage: Eukaryota; Metazoa; Arthropoda; Insecta; Hemiptera; Cimicidae
Exons: 6
Coding region: 148-714 (188 amino acids)
Source: RefSeq, a predicted model, not a curated record